CCUCGGCGGCGGCGGCGUCUCCAGCGCCUGCCCCGGGCCGGCCGCGUCCCGCAGCCGUCGGGCAUGGAGCCGUGGAAGCAGUGCGCGCAGUGGCUGAUCCACUGCAAGGUGCUGCCCGCCAACCACCGGGUGACCUGGGAGUCGGCGCAGGUCUUCGACCUGGCGCAGACCCUCCGCGAUGGAGUCCUGCUCUGCCAGCUGCUCAACAACCUCCGGGCGCACUCCAUCAACCUGAAGGAGAUCAACCUGAGGCCCCAGAUGUCCCAGUUUCUCUGUUUGAAGAACAUACGGACAUUUCUCACGGCCUGUUGUGAAACAUUUGGAAUGAGGAGAAGUGAACUCUUUGAAGCCUUUGACCUGUUUGAUGUUCGUGACUUUGGGAAGGUUAUAGAAACAUUAUCACGGCUCUCUCGUACACCAAUAUCAUUGGCCACAGGAAUCAGGCCUUUUCCGACAGAAGAAAGCAUUAGUGAUGAAGACAUCUACAAAGGCCUUCCUGACUUAAUAGAUGAAACUCGUGUGGAAGAUGAAGAAGAUCUCUAUGACUGUGUCUAUGGGGAAGAUGAAGGCGGAGAAGUCUAUGAGGACUUAAUGAAAGCAGAGGAAGCACACCAACCAAAAUGUCCAGAAAAUGAUAUACGGAGUUGUUGCCUAGCAGAAAUUAAACAGACAGAAGAAAAAUAUACAGAAACUUUGGAGUCAAUAGAAAAAUAUUUCAUGGGACCACUAAAAAGAUUUUUGACACCAGCAGAAUUUGACUCAGUAUUCAUCAACAUUCCUGAACUUGUAAAAGUUCAUCGGAACUUAAUGCAAGAGAUUCAUGAUUCCAUUGUAAAUAAAAAUGACCAGAACUUGUAUCAAGUUUUUAUUAACUACAAGGAAAGAUUGGUUAUUUAUGGACAGUAUUGCAGUGGAGUGGAGUUGGCCAUCUCUAACUUAGACUGUAUUUCUAAGACAAAAGAAGACGUGAAACUAAAAUUAGAGGAAUGUUCCAAAAGAGCAAAUAAUGGGAAAUUUACACUUCGAGAUUUGCUUGUGGUUCCUAUGCAACGUGUUUUAAAGUAUCAUCUUCUUCUCCAGGAGCUGGUUAAGCAUACUACAGAUCCUGCUGAGAAGGCUAAUCUGAAACUGGCUCUUGAUGCAAUGAAGGAUUUGGCACAAUAUGUGAAUGAAGUGAAAAGAGAUAAUGAGACCCUUCGUGAAAUUAAACAGUUUCAGCUAUCUAUAGAAAAUUUGAAUCAGCCAGUUUUGCUCUUUGGACGACCUCAGGGAGAUGGUGAAAUUCGAAUAACCACUCUGGACAAACAUACAAAACAAGAAAGGCACAUCUUCUUAUUUGAUCUGGCAGUGAUUGUAUGUAAAAGAAAAGGUGAUAACUAUGAAAUGAAGGAAAUCAUAGAUCUUCAGCAGUACAAGAUAGCCAACAAUCCUACAACUGAUAAAGAAAAUAAGAAGUGGUCUUAUGGCUUCUACCUCAUCCAUACUCAAGGACAAAAUGGGUUGGAAUUUUAUUGCAAGACAAAAGAUUUAAAGAAAAAAUGGCUGGAACAGUUUGAAAUGGCUUUAUCUAACAUAAGGCCAGAUUUUGCAGACUCCAAUUUCCAUGACUUCAAGAUGCAUACCUUCACUCGGGUGACAUCCUGCAAAGUCUGCCAGAUGCUCCUGAGAGGAACAUUUUAUCAAGGCUAUUUAUGUUUUAAGUGUGGAGCAAAAGCACAUAAAGAAUGCUUGGGAAGAGUAGACAAUUGCGGCAGAGUUAAUUCUGGUGAACCAGGGCCGCUCAAACCACCAGAGAAACGAACCAAUGGACUCCGAAGAACUCCCAGACCUGUGGACCCAGGUUUGCCAAAAAUGCAGGUCAUUAGAAACUAUACUGGAACACCACCCCCAGCUCUUCAUGAAGGACCCCCCUUACACAUCCAGGCAGGGGAUACAGUUGAACUUCUGAGAGGAGAUGCCCACAGUCUGUUUUGGCAGAUUUUGUGUAUCAGAUACUUGUGGCCAGCAAUAACUGACAAGAGAACUGGAAAGACUUGGAAAAGGUGCUCAGAUAAACAAAAUACUCUGGUGGGUAGAAAUUUAGCAUCAGGAGAGGUUGGAUUUUUCCCAAGUGAUGCUGUUAAGCCUUCCCCAUGUGUGCCCAAACCAGUAGAUUAUUCUUGCCAACCCUGGUAUGCUGGAGCAAUGGAAAGAUUGCAGGCAGAGACUGAACUUAUUAAUAGGGUAAAUAGUACUUACCUUGUGAGACACAGGACCAAAGAGUCAGGAGAAUAUGCAAUUAGCAUUAAGUACAAUAAUGAAGCAAAGCAUAUCAAGAUUUUAACAAGAGAUGGCUUUUUUCACAUUGCAGAAAAUAGAAAAUUUAAAAGUUUAAUGGAACUUGUGGAAUAUUACAAGCAUCAUUCUCUUAAAGAAGGGUUCAGAACCUUAGAUACUACUCUGCAGUUUCCAUACAAGGAGCCAGAACAUUCAGCUGGACAGAGGAGUAAUAGAGCAGGCAACAGCUUGUUAAGUCCAAAAGUGCUGGGCAUUGCCAUCGCUCGGUAUGACUUCUGUGCAAGAGACAUGCGAGAACUGUCCUUGCUGAAAGGAGAUGUGGUGAAGAUUUACACAAAGAUGAGUGCGAAUGGCUGGUGGAGAGGGGAGGUGAAUGGCAGGGUGGGCUGGUUUCCAUCCACAUAUGUGGAAGAGGAUGAAUAAAUUCCAAUCCAGCAUUGCACCCUGCACCAGAAAUCUCAGAGAACGAAUAAACAGAGCUUGCACAGCAUUAUGAAUUACCUGAAGUGUUUAAAAAGCUGCACUUCUGGCUGUUCAACAUCUCCCUCCUUUUCCCCUCCUAAGUCUUAAUGCUGGGACUUCUAAAGAUGCUGGUACUGACAGAUUAAUGGCUUGCCUAGAGCCGUUCAAGAAACAGCUUGCCUGUCUGUCAUUGUCAGGGACCAGGGCAAGGCCAAAAGCUUUUCUUCCCCAAAGAACCCUGCAAACACAUCCGUUCAGAUUUAUCUUUACCCCCAUCAGGUCAGAUACCCUAGAUAUCAGCCACUAGCAAAUGUGUAUUUCUUUAUUUUCAUGUGCUAUUCCCCAGAACUUUUGGUGGUACAAAGAAGCCGAGAUUUAAUUCUGCUUUUCCUAGAUGAAAAAAAAAUUAAAGAGUCUUGCCAUUUGGGAAAGAUCCAGCAUUACUUGUCGUAAAUUGUCCAACAGGUGACUCAUUGCCCAGCAAAGAGUUUUAGCCUCAGAUGUUACUCAUGAUAAAAUAUAAAAGACAAAUGCUUAGGUUUGCGUCAUAAGUGAGAUAUUCCAGAAAGGUUUUAAUUACUCAUUUUAUGUUCUGAUUAUAUUUGCAUGCUCCUUUUUAUAAAAAGGGGAUAAAGCACAUGAAAGAGAGUUGUCUUCAUAUUAAAUUUUAUGAUUCCAUAGGGUUAUUUUGGAAACCCACUACUUGAUGAAAUAAUUCCGGCCAGGGAUAUUUUGUUUCCCAUAACCUGAGUAAGGUGGCAUUGUUUACAGAAGCAGAUCAAGGGCUAUAAUCUAUAGUAAAUAAUUUAAAGCAGCAGUAUCUGUUAACAUUAGCUUUUUCCUUCCCCCUGGAUAGAUCUGGAACAUAUUUGUUGAAUCCUGUAUUCUCUUGGAGUAUCUACAUGAGCACAAACAAGUUUGUUGAGAUUUUGGAAGGAAAGCACAUCUGGGUCCUUUAUGCAUUUCAGGGACAAAACGAGGGUCACUGGGCUUCUGUGGACUUGUGACUUUUCUGUCUUCCCUUUUGCAGGCCUUUCUAGGCAUGUGUUACCUAGCAGAAGAUGAGUUUUGCAGUACAUUAAUUUUACCAUGCCUUCAUAUUUUUAUGUGAGGAUCUAAAUACAUCCUUCUGGAAUGCCCAGAGUCUCCAGUUCAGGCAGUCAAGUUAAGACACGAACUUGGCCCUUUCCUCAUGAAAUAUUUCCUCCGCAGUGGAAGUGGUGUUCUGAAAAGAUUCAGAAAGUGUUUUAUAUUUGGGACAAAAAUUUGAAGCAUUAACUUCAUAGAGCCAAACUACGAACAUUCAGUUUUGAAAUUUUGGAUCAUGUCUGAAAUGAGGUGGCUAUGCCUGCUGUCUUCCCAGCACACUUGGGUGUCAGAACUUGAUGUUCAGUGGUCACGUACUCCCUGCUAGAUACCCUUGUAGGAUAGGACUCCUCAUCUAGAAUAGAUUCAGGACCUUUACCUCAGAAUUAUGUAAACUGUGAUUGUCUUUCAGAAAAUUUAUUAUUUGCUAAAAUCAGUUAAGUUUUUGUAUAUGUGUAAAUGACCAUGAAAAUGUAUUUUAUAAAAUGUUCUGUACAGUAGAGUUACACCACCCAGGUGAACUGUUGGAGUGGAUUCCUUCCUAUAAAGUCUUAUCUGCGACUGUGUCUUCGGAAUGUUAGUCUGUUACUGUCAGCCAAGUGUUAUUACAGAGAGUGCAGCUUCAUGCAAACUGAACUUCUCCUUCUUAUAAUAUUGUGGCAUAUAUUGUUUAUUUCCGUCAAUAGACUCUUCCUUUACACAUGGUAUGUGGUCUUCACGUUGUGUUUCAUUGGCCUGGAGGUUUCAUAGCAGAAGAUAUUAGAUCCCCAUUUUCAUGACAUUGCCAGUUAUGUCUUUGUCUAUGUUUAAUACUUUGUAUUGGAAACUUUAAAUGCUGCGGAUUUGUGUAGAUUUCUAAUACCAAAGACAGAAGUAAAUGUUUUUCAUAUACUUUGUCUUGCCUGUAUGCAGCCCUUGUGUAAUAUGGUGAAUUAGAAUGAUGUACUUUGUAAUAUUUUGUAAAUAUGUCAAUACAAUAAAUGGUUACUACUUACAAUAA
Heterocephalus glaber (naked mole-rat) is the source of this 4825-nucleotide messenger RNA. It is a transcript of the gene Vav3, whose product is annotated as vav guanine nucleotide exchange factor 3. Gene Ontology annotation, cellular component: plasma membrane; cytoplasm. Lineage: Eukaryota; Metazoa; Chordata; Mammalia; Rodentia; Bathyergidae. Gene Ontology annotation, biological process: cell migration; intracellular signal transduction; regulation of GTPase activity. The record is from RefSeq and is a predicted model, not a curated record. Gene Ontology annotation, molecular function: guanyl-nucleotide exchange factor activity; protein binding.